AUGGAAGCGCACGUAUCGAAGUUGUCGGAAUUGUUCGAGAAGCUCAACAAUUUACAGCCCGAAAAGAUCCUUGACGACCAAUGGUUGGUCGCGAUUUUGUUCAGCAGUCUGCCGGAGGAGUACGAGACGUUGGUACCCACCCUUGAAGCUCGACCAGAGAAUGAUUUGACCCUGGAUAUGGUGAAGGGCAAGCUUAUCGAUGAAUGGCAGAAAAAGAAGCAGCGCAACGAUGAUAGCGAUAAUCCUGAAGCUGUUCUCUAUGCAAAUUCAAAGGCCGAAAAAGACCGGUGCUUCUUCUGCAAAAAUUUAGGUCACCAGAAGGCAAAUUGCGAAAAGUUCAGAGUAUGGAAGGCGGAGAAAGGAAACGGGGCUGUAUCCAAGCACCGAAAGGCAGUAUCCAAGCAACAGAAAGCCAACCACGUAUCGCAGCAAGAUGAUGAUGAUGAUAGCUACGCGUUUCUCACUGGAUGCAAUAGUCAAGCGGAAGACCAAUGGAUUUUGGAUUCCGGUGCAACCUGCCACAUUGCAAAUUACCGGAACUUCGAGGAUUUGGAUGAUGCAGCUACUGAGGACGUUUGGGUCGCCAACGGGUACGUUCGAAAGGCCGAGGUGCUGGGCGAAUAA
This is a messenger RNA of Ochlerotatus camptorhynchus, 624 nucleotides long. RefSeq lists its product as uncharacterized. The record is from RefSeq and is a predicted model, not a curated record. Gene Ontology annotation, molecular function: zinc ion binding; nucleic acid binding. NCBI's taxonomy places the organism in Eukaryota, Metazoa, Arthropoda, Insecta, Diptera, Culicidae. The transcript has a single exon. Bases 1 to 624 code for a protein of 207 amino acids.